GGCUACAACUGACCCUGCAGCUUCUAUAAAUUCUCGCCCUCGUUGUUCACCCUCUACCAUUAGUAAUAUCCCUGAGAUACCUUGCACACUACUACAAGUGGAUGAGCACAUCAACCAACCCUCGACAAUAUUCACUAUAAUCAUCUUACAAACAGUAUGGCCGACCAACCGUCCUCCACCCCCCUCCGCAUCGGCAUCAUCCUAUUCCCAGGCUUCCAAGCCCUCGACGCUUUCGGACCCCUAGACUGCCUGAAUGACCUCUCCCGAACCCACAACCUAACCCUAUCCAUUCUCUCCUCCACUCUAUCCCCCGUAUCCACCAAAGUCCCCCUCCUCCCCAACACUAUCAGCCAAAGCAUCCUCCCCACACACACCUUCGCCACUGCCCCGGAUCUCGACGUCCUCCUCAUACCGGGUGGUCUCGGCAUCCGCGACUCCGGCCCGGCCAUCCAAGACGCCAUCAGCUACAUCCGCGCCGUAUACCCCAAGCUCCAGUACCUGAUCACAGUGUGCAACGGAUCAGCCCUAGCCGCCAUUGCCGGCGUCUUGGAUGGUCGUCGCGCCACAACAAACAAAAAGAUCUUCGACGAGGUUGCGGCCCUAGGCCCAAAGGUGGAUUGGGUACCGCAGGCGAGGUGGGUAGUAGAUGGGAAUAUCUGGACUUCAUCGGGUGUCAGUGCGGGUAUUGAUGUUAUUCUGGCUUGGAUCGAGGAGGUGUUUGGGGAGAAGGUCGCGGAUGAUCUUACCAAUGGGUUGGAGUAUACGAGGCAUCGGGAUGCGAAUAUAGAUCCGUUUGCGAAGGUGCAUGGGUUGUGAGUGGUGAGUAUUUGAACGGGGUUUAUGCUUUAUAGGAAAUAUCUUUACUCAUGACUUUUGAAUGUUGCUUUUUCUAUGUAUCACUUUCUUUUGUAUCACUAUUUCUGUCAAACUUGAAUGUAAAGGACUCUGCUUGUUGGGUAGUCUCCACUGUAAAUCACCCCAAGUUUCGACCUAGUUGAGAUAUAUACUUACGGUCGAGUUACUGGAUUGUUGUAUCUCCAGGGCAGAAAGGGACACAAAAGGCCCUGAAUUAGCACCUUGGAGAUAAUAUUAUUCUAUCGAG
Molecule: messenger RNA, 1102 nt
Organism: Aspergillus sclerotioniger CBS 115572
Lineage: Eukaryota; Fungi; Ascomycota; Eurotiomycetes; Eurotiales; Aspergillaceae
Product: DJ-1/PfpI family protein
Exons: 2
Coding region: 157-816 (219 amino acids)
Source: RefSeq, a predicted model, not a curated record